Molecule: messenger RNA, 2450 nt
Organism: Hippocampus comes (tiger tail seahorse)
Lineage: Eukaryota; Metazoa; Chordata; Actinopteri; Syngnathiformes; Syngnathidae
Gene: slco1c1
Product: solute carrier organic anion transporter family, member 1C1
Exons: 15
Coding region: 277-2379 (700 amino acids)
Biological process (GO): sodium-independent organic anion transport; transmembrane transport
Cellular component (GO): basolateral plasma membrane
Molecular function (GO): protein binding
Source: RefSeq, a predicted model, not a curated record
UAGCGCAGAGUAUGGACAAUAUUGACAAUGUCGACGGGGUGCUGGCGCGACCACAGUUAAGAGCCGGCGCCUCCUCCCAUGCUCUCUCAUCCUCAUUUGAAGUUUGAGCCGAGCUGGCUGAGGGAAGCCUACCUGUGCUGUGAUCUCCAUCUCGGAACCUCCACCUCAUCUAAACAGAACACCGAUGUUUGUCACGAAGGCUUGAAUGCAUCAGUGCCAAGAAUUUGCACUUGGUGGUGGACUACAGCAAAGCAGACACAGUGACCUUUUAGGCGGAUGGAGGUUGGAGCAGUGUGCAGCGACAUGCAGAAGACUCGACGAGGUGACGAUGCAUCCGGAAAAACACGCCCCUCAUCCUGCUCCAGUCUUAAGAUGUUUCUGGUGGCUCUGUCCUUUGCCUAUUUUGCAAAGGCUCUGUCGGGGAGCUACAUGAAGAGCACCAUAACUCAGCUGGAGAGACGCUUUGACAUUCCCAGUUACCUAAUAGGCAUCAUUGACGGAAGCUUUGAGAUAGGUAACCUGUUAGUUAUCGCCUUUGUCAGUUACUUUGGUGCCAAGCUCCAUCGGCCAAAGAUCAUUGCAAUGGGUUGUGUAUUGAUGUCUAUUGGUACCUUCAUCAUCGCCCUACCUCACUUCAUCAUUGGACAUUAUGAAUUUGAAUCAGCGGCUCAGUGGGUUGUGAACUCAAGCCAUACCUCGUCCCCAUGUUCACCGGGCUCAACAGCUGACCUCAACCUAGAUAGUCAAUUACCUGAAGUGCCAGUGACAGAUUGUGAAGGAGACACCAACCUGUCCAUGUGGAUCUAUGUGCUACUGGGAAAUGUCCUCCGUGGGAUUGGAGAGACCCCUGUUCAACCCCUUGGAAUCUCCUACAUUGAUGACUUUGCUAGUGAGGAGAAUGCCGCGUUGUAUGUGGGCUGCGUACAGACCAUCUCUGUGGUGGGGCCUGUCUUCGGCUACCUGUUAGGCUCCUUAUGUGCCAAAAUUUAUGUGGACAUUGGAUUUGUAAAAAUGGAAACCAUCACAAUCACCCCAGCAGAUUCCCGUUGGGUUGGAGCCUGGUGGUUGGGCUACCUCAUAGCUGGUGUCAUCACCUUAAUUUCUGCCAUUCCAUUCUGGUUUCUACCACGUUCGCUGCCGGCUCCGGGCUCACACACUCCAGAAAAGCCGGAGCAGGCAAGUUUUAUUCAAGACUCUACCCCCGUGAAGCACAAGUAUCCAGUGGAAGAGCACACCAGUUUCAUAGAGAUGGCUAAAGACUUUAUUCCAACCCUGCGCACCCUGUUGGCCCACCCUGUUUACCUGAUCUACUUGUGUGUGACAAUCAUCCAGCUCAACUCGCUUAUUGGCAUGGUCACCUACAAACCCAAGUACAUCGAACAGCACUUUAGGCAAUCCGCCUCAAAGGCUAACUUUCUAAUGGGUGUGAUUAAUAUCCCAGCGGUUGCACUUGGGAUUUUUUCUGGUGGCCUCCUAAUGAAGAAGUUGAGGCUGAACAUCAUGGGAGCAGCAAAGUUUGCCUUUGUUACUUCUUUCCUUGGUUAUGUCCUUUCAUUGUUCUUUUUUGCGAUGAGCUGCGACAACGCCAGGAUAGCCGGAGUGACGCUUCCAUACAACGGCAUGGAGGGCAUCUCUUAUGACAAACACUCUGUUUUCACCACCUGCAACUCCAAUUGUUUUUGUUCAGCAAAUAACUGGGACCCAGUCUGUGGACGGAAUGGCAUCACAUAUGUUUCUCCCUGUCUUGCUGGCUGCACCAUCUCCACCGGCUCAGGGAAAAACACAGUCUUCUCGAACUGUAGCUGUAUCGGUGAGGCCGGUAAUUUGACAGCCAAUACAGGUCAGUGCCCCGAUAAGGAAGACUGCGACAGGAUGUUCCCAUUCUUCUUGGCUCUCUCCGUCCUUACUUCCUUCAUCAUCUCUCUGGGAGGAACGCCGGGCUACAUGCUUCUCAUCAGGUGCAUCAAACCCCAGCUGAAAUCUUUUGCCUUGGGAUUCCAUGCUCUAGCAACACAUACGCUUGCUGGAAUCCCAGCCCCCAUUUACUUUGGAGCAAUCAUUGACACCACAUGUCUGAAAUGGGGUCGGAAACGCUGCGGUGGAAGAGGAGCUUGUCGACUCUACAACACGACAAAGUACAGGAUAGCUUACCUGGGUCUCACUCUAAGCCUGCGGACGAUCUCAUUUCUCAUUUGCAUUCCGGGCUUCAUCCUGCUCAGCAGGCAGCUGAAGGAGGAGGAGCACGCCGCCCUUCGUGGAUCUCAAGCCAAUGGCGGAACAGAGCUGGAAGCGCUUAGAAAGGAAGAACUUGGACUCUCAAAUUCCGAGAAAUUGCAAAGAACCUCAGAAAACGGCACAGACCGCGAGACACGACUGUGAUUGACCCCCCCAAGCACCACCAACCUCCUUUUCAUCACACAUAAAUGAACAAACUUAUCUACACACACACA